Salvia splendens (bonfire salvia) is the source of this 1939-nucleotide messenger RNA. Its product is annotated as amino acid transporter AVT6A. The transcript is spliced from 5 exons. The record is from RefSeq and is a predicted model, not a curated record. NCBI's taxonomy places the organism in Eukaryota, Viridiplantae, Streptophyta, Magnoliopsida, Lamiales, Lamiaceae. Gene Ontology annotation, cellular component: membrane. The coding region runs from base 232 to 1647 and encodes 471 amino acids. Gene Ontology annotation, biological process: amino acid transmembrane transport. Gene Ontology annotation, molecular function: L-amino acid transmembrane transporter activity.
UUAAACCUUACUACAUACGCAAUUCAAAUAAAGAACCCAGGUGUCGGCUCGACAAACCCAAUCACGACAUUUACCAAACUAUCAGAAGGAAAAUAAAAGUGUUGAUAACUUCUCUCUCUAAAUCUGAUCGACAACUUUUCAUUGAUAAGUUGCAAGCACUUUGUUCUCUUCAAGAUUUCUUCACCCAAUCCCAAUCCCAAUCCCAAUUCCAACAAUCCAAUCGCAGCAAGCAUGACAACCAAAAGCCAGAAGAAACCUAGAAGGUCCUCAUCGAAGAAAUCAAAGAGGGAAUCAGUCUCCGUCCGAAUCAUCGAUGAGAAAACGCCUCUAUUGCUCAACAAGAAGGCGGAGAGCAGCAGCUUCUCCCACGGCGAAGCAAACGGCGCCUCCUUCACCGGAGCAGUAUUCAACCUCUCCACCACCAUAAUCGGCGCCGGAAUCAUGGCGCUGCCGGCCACCAUGAAGGUCCUCGGUCUCAUCCUCGGGAUCCUAGCUAUUGUCUUCGUCGGCGUCCUCACCGAGCUUGCCAUAGGCAUGCUGCUCCGCUUUAGCAAGGCCGGCGCCGUCGCCUCCUACGGCGCCGUCAUGGGCCACGCGUUCGGCUCCAUUGGCCGGAAAGCGCUCCAGGUCUGCGUCGUCAUCAAUAAUAUCGGGGUGCUCGUUGUUUACAUGAUCAUACUCGGGGAUGUCGUUUCCGGAUCGACCUCGAGCGGAAUUCAUCACCCCGGUCUGAUGGAGAGCUGGUUCGGCCAGGAGUGGUGGACCGGCCGGUUCUUCGUCCUUGUUGUCACCACGCUUGGGGUUUUCACUCCAUUGGCCUUUCUCAAGCGCAUUGAUUCUCUACGGCACACCUCUGCGGUGGCUGUUUUCCUUGCAGUGGUGUUCCUGGUGAUAACCGUAGGCAUCGCCGUUGCCAAAUUUAUGCAAGGGAGCAUGAUGUGGCCGCGCCUCCUCCCCGAUAUCUCCGACUUCAGCUCCAUCUGGACGCUCUUCACUGUCGUCCCUGUCCUCGUCACUGCCUACGUAUGCCAUUUCAACGUGCACAGUAUUGAGAACGAGCUGGAAGAUCCUUCGUUGAUAAAGCCGGUGGUUCGAACAUCCCUGCUGCUCUGCUCAGUCAUUUACAUCAUGACCAGCUUCUUCGGCUUCCUCUUAUUCGGGGACGCCACCCUUGACGAUGUGUUAUCCAACUUUGACACGGAUCUCGGCAUCCCUUUCAGCUCCCAGCUCAAUGAUGCUGUUCGUGUUAGCUACGCCCUCCAUUUGAUGCUGGUUUUCCCGGUUAUUUUCUACCCUCUCCGUUUCAACUUAGAUGGCCUCUUCUUCUCCUCCUCCAUCCCUCUCACGGCCGACAACAUGCGCUUCACCUCCCUGACAAUUGCCCUCUUGUCCGUCAUCUUUCUGGGGGCCAAUUUCAUUCCCAGCAUUUGGGACGCCUUUCAGUUCACCGGUGCAACCACUGCUGUCUGCAUUGGCUUCAUCUUUCCUGCUAUCAUCGUUUUAAGGGACGUUCAUGGCAUCACGACGUGGAAACAGAAAACUUUGGCGGUGUUCAUGGUUGGUUUGGCUGUGUUUGCUAGUCUGGUGGCGAUUUACAGUGAUGCGUACGCCAUAUUCAAGAGAAACGCAACACCUACUCGCGAAUAGUAUCGCUAGAGGGGCUUAUCGGAUGAGUCCCAUAUGAUUAUAGAUGAGGAAAUGUGUGAUAUUUGGCAGCAUGGACAUAGAAAUGAAUUGGAUAACUUGGAUCCAAGUCAGGCAUCAUUUAAGUGUGUUAUGUUAAAUUGGAACAUGCUAGAUUAAUACUCCAUAGGAGUAUCUAUUUAUUAAAGCAGUUUUUGAUAUCAGUAUGUUUCUUUCAUUGUAAUACUACAAACUCUACAAUAUUUCAUAAUCUGUUUUGUAAGAGAAGUAAAAAUUGUGCACAUUACUUUUCAAA